This is a messenger RNA of Paramuricea clavata, 7015 nucleotides long. The record is from the annotation of a GenBank genome assembly. NCBI's taxonomy places the organism in Eukaryota, Metazoa, Cnidaria, Anthozoa, Malacalcyonacea, Plexauridae.
AUGGCCAAAAUGCUGGGUGUUAGCUUACGCACAGUUGAGAAUAGAUUUGUUGAAUACAAUAUGACGAAUGUAUAUCGUUACAGCGAUAUUGACGACGACUCCUUAGAUGUUCAUGUGCAACACAUAGUUGCACACUUUCCACGAUCAGGUAAAUACUUUAUAAUGGAGAAAAUACCCUAAUCUUCAAGCGGUUAGCUACUAAAAAUUAUACCCUUGAAAUGACAUUGUAAAUUAUUUUUAACAAAUUGUGUUAAUAUAACUUUACUUGACGUUGUUUACGAUUUUCCAACAUUUUUACUUAAAGGACAAUGGCAAUAAAUUUUUUUAUUCUCGAUAUCUAUUAAACAUACCUACGGAAUACUUAAUUACGUAUUUUCACUUGUCUAUCGCGUUUAGUUGUUCAGAAAUAUCAUAAAACUUUCGACAGUCGUCCGCCAUCUUGAAAAAAACCUGGUAUGCUAAUUUAUGUGAGAAUAAAUUUGUGACGUCAAGAGCAGGGGAAACAAAUAUUGUCAAUAUAAAAUAGUAUGCGUGUGAACACAUUCUACGAAGAUUUUGACCAAAAAGUGCGGAUAAACUCCAAUUUUUUUUGUAUAACUGCGUAAAAAUUUAGCGCUACUACUCUACUGUGUGUUUCAGCCGUGUUUUUAAAAUAAACGCGUUGAUUUCGGCGGUAAAACCGCUUUGAUUAUAAAUGAUUACCAUAGGCAUAGUCUGGUACAAUGUCAAUAUGACAAUAUGCUCGCCUACUUUGUAGACUUUAUAUUUACUGUUCUCGGUGAUCGCGGCUAUGACCACAUCAACAGGAAUAAUAUCGCAUAAAUAAACACUAUUGCAAUUCGCGUGUAAAAAUCGUUUUGAUGUUUUUGUGAUAUAAAUAAUGAGAGAACAACUUUGUUUAUAAACUAAAUUUUAAUAAAGCAUUAAUAUAUACACCACUGCACUUUUUUAGAUAAUAGAACAAUUGCAUGCAAAUUAUAAUAACAUUUGUUGUAGAAAAUUGGGGUUGCAUGCUGCACAUUAUAAUAAAGCUGAUUGCAUUGGAGGAAUUAGAGCAUCUUCAACCUUGGAUUUUGACUCAGCCUUGUUUUCAUACUAGGCAGAAAUGGCAGCCCUGUCUUUUUAUGAAACUCUUAUUAAACAAAAAAAUUCAGCCAAAGGCUGAGUUCAAAAACGAGGUUAAAAUUAAAUUUUAAACCUGUUUCGAGCACCCCAGGCUGAGGGCUACUUUAUUGAACAAAUUCCAACGCUGUCAACAGUAAACAAGUUUAUCCCCAAGCUUGAAAAUGCUUCAUGUAAUCGGCGCAUACUAGAGUUAUUAUUAAAAGAGCAUAGAUUUAGCCAAAUUUGAAUAAAUGAACAUUCACACAAUCUCAAAGCCCCAAACCGCUCUCGAAUACACAAUAAUUAUAGAUCUAUAAUAGUCUAUAAUAGACUAAUUUUAAAACUAGGCAAGGAGAUGCAAAUAAAUCACCACAGCUAGAAAGAGCAUACUAAAAUGAGUAACAUUGCAAAUCUUGGUUGCGAAAUGUUGUAAAAUGCGGAAAACAUAGCAAAUAUUGUAUACUUUUGUAUUGCGUGCGGAAAUUGCUACCACAUUUGGGCCGAAAAUGUAGCAAUUUCCGCACGCAAUACAAAAGUAUACAAAAUUUGCAAACUUUGCAAGGCUAUAUGUUCCGCAUUUUACAACAUUUCGCAACUAAACUUUGCGAUUUUACUCAUUUUAGUAUGCUCUUUCUAGCUGUGGUGAUUUAUAAUUUGCAUCUCCUUGCCUAGUUUUAAAAUUACUCUAUAAUGGGAAUUGUCUGUUAUUGUGUAAACACACGCAGGAAGUGGCCUUCUGUUCUUAAUAUUCCCCAAAAUCUGAAAUACCCAACGCGAACAUCGUUGGUAAGCUACUAGUCUAUAAAUUUUGUGUAUCUUGUCCAAAUCUUUGUCAUCCAGAGGCCAGUUUAAUAUCUUCAAGAUAGCGACAAACAUCUAUUUUAAUAAUAGCCCUUCCGACAGCAUGUUCGCUUUGAAUUCUGCAUGUGUUGACAGUGUAGUAAAGGCAGUCAAGCACUUCUCCCCUUGUGUUUCAGCCUCCUUCAAUCAUACAUCUUAUUCAUCAUAUUCUAACGCUUUAUCGUGGCAACAAAACAAUUCAAUAUCCUUUGGCUUCAAUGUGCAAUGCGCCAAGCAUUUUCGACCUCAAACACAUGGUGAUUUCCUCGUCAGACUAUUCACUCUGUUCUUCGGAGUCGCUCUCGUCACAUCCUCGGUCCCAGGGCCUCACGGCUGACACUGCGUUGCCGGAGGCCCUGGCGAAAACCAAAACCGGAACUUCAAAAAUCUUGUAGUUUGCCGGAAGUAAACGUAAUAAAAUGCUGACUCUGCUUCUUUUUUUGCAAGGAGUGAACUUUGAGAAUUUCUCGAAAGAAAUAAUGUUUUACAUGCAAGAUAAACAUUAAUUUGAUCUGAUUAUUUCACCAUUAAAUGUUUUAAUGAUUGACCAAAUGAGUAAACUAAAGGAUCAUGUAAAUGUUUCAAUUAUGAAAGCUGUUCAAGUUGAUGAAUCGAAGGAUACAAUGCGUAGUUUGGGAGAGUCAUUGUAUACGGACAGCAAUCAAUUGGAGAACAUGAAAGUUUUUGAAUUUUUAUUAUAAUCGACGAAAUAUACAGACAAUUUAAAAGCGAUUGUUGUGGAUGAAGCCCAAUCUUGUUACUGAAUGGUGAGUGAGUGAUACUGAUAUAUUUGGUUGUUUCUCAAUUUUCUUUCUUUGCUAUAUUAUAUAUAAUUGUUAUCUGCAAGACUGUACACAUACAGACAACAUAUAUUCUGUUUAAUACGUCUGGUCUAAACGCUGCAUUUUACAUGUGCCAAGUCUAGAAAAGUUUGUUCAAUUUUUUAAGUGCUACCAAAUUAUUUUACUCAGCUUAACAUGCCAGAUGAUUGAGUGUACUGGUCAAUGUGAGAGUGCUACUGCUCAAUGGGUUAAUUAAUCAGAUUAUCUAUUGUACUUUACUAUCUUACUGUCUACUGUCAGACAAUUUUGCUCAUCAAGGGGAGAGUGGGUAUAAUUGCAAAGUAAUUACUUUGCCACUUUGGACAAAUGUAUAAGUUACAGUAUGUUUACUACGUACCGGUAUGUACAUGAGUCAAACUUUAUUAUUUGAGUCAUACCAUGUAAAUUCACAUUAGAUUUGGCACAUGUAAAAUGCUGCAUUUAGACAGAGACAAUGAGCAUAAAAACCUGAAAUAUUAUGUGCAUCCCACCCACCCUCGCCCCUCCCCUCACCUUAAUCUUGAUAUCCCCAGAUAACGAUUGUUUGUAGGAUAUACAACUACCUGUAAGGCAUCGUGUGACUGCAUACUACGAGCUAGUAUCAUAUUGUACAGUUUAAUACAUAUAUAUGACUUGAAAUAUGUAUUUUCUUGCCAGCCAUUUUCAAUCAUAAAAUUAUUCAUGUUGCUGUUAAAUUAUGAUUGGCCUAAAAUUUUUGGAUAAAGAUUGUUUUAAUUUAUAAACAUUGUACUACUACUUUAGGAAGGAUUUCAGGCCUUGCUAUGAAAGGAUUGGUAUGUUGGGAAGUUUGUUUCUUCAUCAACUCAGAGAAAGAAAUUUUAUCAACUCAGAGAAAGAAAUCACAUGAACAAAAUAAACAAUUUUGUGUCAUUGAUAUAAAUAAUGAUUUAUUCUUACAAUUUCCUCUAUGAAAAUUUGGUGUGUUAAUAAAGAUACUGUAAAAAAUAAAUAACAGCUUUAUGGUGCAUCCACCAUGCUGUGCUUUAAUAUUGCAGUGGUGUAGGAAAUGGAGGUGUGUGGGCACCAGUGUGCUUGUGUGUGGAGGCCGGAUGCUCCAGGAGUUCCCCGACAAGUAAUAUCAAGUCCUCGACAAGGAAUAUCAGUUUCCCCGAUAAGGAAUAUCAGGUUCCCAACAGGGGGCUAUAAUCUUUCGAACAGUAAAAUUAUUGUUUUGCAUGUUCAACUUAUGCUCACACAUGAAAAUGUUGAAUUUUUUGGCUCUCAUGAAAUGGUGCAGAAUUUAUUGUCUGUAACAGUGCAUUUACCAGCACUACAAAACAAGGUCAUUACAAAACAUAAUUUUUCCCAGUACAAAGCAAAGUUGCAGUAUUACUAUUAACAAUAUAAUUUGUCAACUGUAAAAAAACAUUGAUAGCCUAUAAAUUAAGCUAUAUAUUGCAUGAAAUUUAAGGCAAAAAAAGGUGGAAGAACUAACAUUUCCAGCUAUUAUAUUAAUCACUUUGUCAUUAUUAAAUAGUAUUAAAAUACAAUAUGUCAUUAUUAAAUACAUUUAAUAUAAAAUACAACAUUUUUACAUAAAUUAAGAGCCUUUGAUGAAAUUGAUAUAAAAUCAAUAAAGUAUGUCUAUUAAAUAUAGUAUAUUAUAAAAUAAUUUAUAUUUUAUAAUAUACUAUAUUUAAUAUAAUAUUAUGUAUGGCAUGGACCCCUCUUGCAUUGAACAACCACACAGACACUCAUUCACGAUCAGGAUUUUCUCAUUUGUAAUUGAAAGAUGCAAGACAUCACUCACAAUUUUUGUAGAUUUGUACAAUUAACGGUACAGUCUCUCGCAUAGCCUUUCGCCUGUCUUUGUUUAUACUCUGUAUAUAAUUAAAUCUCGUAUAUAAAAUGUCCCUUCGGCUUCGGCGAUUUCAAUCUUUAAAUAAAUCCAAUGUCCAAUUUUGUGCAGCUUUUUAAUACAUUGUGACACAAUAUCCAACAUUUUUUAUAUUAAAAAUAAAAUUUCCAUUGAUAGACAGCAGAUUUCAACGACCAAAACGACUCUUCGUCUCCUUUGAAGAGUUAAUACACUCCUAUCUACUCCUAUAGUCAGCCAUAUUUAUUAGUAAAAGUUCGUGUUCAAUUUCCGCAUUCCAUUGUUUUCAUGCGACCAAUCAAAUCACUCUUGUUUUGGUUUUCGCCAGGGCCUCCGGCAACGCAGUGUCAGCCGUGAGGCCCUGGGACCGAGGAUGCUCUCGUCACCGCUAUCGCUUGUUUCUAAGCCCAGUUUAGGUUCAAAUUGAUAAGGUAAUACCUUAUCUACUUGAUAUCGUGGAUAUUUUCCAUCCGAGUAAUCAAAAAGCGCCAAAUUUCUCACUAGAAGUACGAAGUCGCAAUAUGCGCCUAAUAAAAUAUAUUUGUUGUUUUGAUUCUACCCUGCUCUUGACGUCACACAGGUCACGUGACACAAAAGAUAAUUUUUUUGAAAAUCGAUCCAAGAUGGCGGACGUACUGAAUAUUUACGGUGAAAUAACUCGAGAACAAAACAUUUUUGAUGAAAACUAAUAGCAUAUUCGUAACCAGGGGGUCCAGUUUUACCAAUAUCAAGAAUAAAAAAAUCUAUUGCCAUUAUCCUUUAAAAUUCAAAUUAAAUCGUUACACCUUUUGUGAACUAUAAUACAGUACUGUAUUGUAUUAUAAUAAUACUGAAAACCACCAAGUAAUAAUUACCGACACCGCAAUUUUUCUUGCAGGCACCAAAAUUAUUGAAGGGGAGCUAAUUUCACAUGGUAUUCGAGUGCAAAGAAGAAGACUCCGAGACUCACUAAAGCGAGUUGAUCCCGUAGGAAGGAGAUUACGCGCAAUGGAUUCGUGUAUACAAAGACGUGUGUACAAUGUCCGGUCGCCUCUCGCUCUAUGGCACAUGGACGGAAAUCAUAAACUUAUAAGGUUCGAAGUUUCUAAAUUGUAUAAUAAUCACGCACUAGUAAACAAUAUUUUAUUUACUGUUGUUUUGUUGAUUUAAGGUGGCGAUUUGUCGUUCACGGUUGUAUCGAUGGUUUCAGUCGUGUGGUCGUCUAUCUAGCGUGUAACACCAACAAUACUUCAGCAGCAGUACUGGACCUUUUUAAGAAGGCCGUUGUCGUUUGGGGUUUGCCUUCCCGUGUGCGAGGUGACAUGGGUGUUGAAAACCGAGACGUUGCACGUUUCAUGCUUUCCCAUGAAAGCAGGGGUCCUGGACGAGGCAGUUAUCUAACAGGGCGGAGCGUUCAUAAUUGCCGCAUAGAACGGCUUUGGCGUGAUGUCUAUCAGAGUGUUCUGUCCGUUUUCUACGACCAUUUUAUGCAUAUGGAAUCAACAGGAAUUCUUGAUCCUGAUAAUGAAGACCAUCUGUUUUGUCUUCAUGAAUUGUACAAACCGGUUAUUAAUGAUGCGUUGCGUAGAUUCUGUGAUUCAUGGAUGAAUCAUAAAUUGCGCACAGCUGCAAACAAGACACCUCUUCAGUUGUUUAUAAUGGGAAUGCAACAAAUUGGGAGGGAGGACAGCGUCAUACCAAAUGAAUAUUUUGAAAAUCUGGGUGAGGUGAGAUAUUUUGGUAACUUGGAUAACAGAAUAUGUGCAGAAGUUUUAUUUUGUGCUCCCGGAUUUGGGAGCUUCGGUGGCCAAGUGGUUAGAGCACUUGCCUUUCACCUCUAAGGCCGCAGGUUCGAGUCUCAGUGAGAACUUUCUCAAUGCGACUCGAACCCAGUCCUCAUGUGAAAAGAGUAAAAAGUCAACGCUCUGCCGAAGGUCGUGGGUUUUCCCCGGGUACUCCGGUUUCCUCCCACAGGAAAAGUUGACAGGGUGGGUUAGGCACAAAUAUUCGGUGUAGGACUUCAAUUGGGACUAAUGGUUCUGUGUCCUUCACCUGUCAUCGAAAAUGGCGAAUUCAAAUAAAUAAAUAAAUAAAAAAAUAGAUGUAUGUAGUAACUUUUGACCCCGACAUAUGAUUUGUAAUGUGGCAGAGGGUUCAAAAAUCCCCUUAGCAAUACAAGUUUGAGGGCAUGUAAUUGUGAGAAUUUGCGUUUGUUUGUUUUCAUAUUUAACAUUAGCUAUUCAUUCAUGUUAUACAGGCAGAUAUUCAAUCCUACGGAUUUGACGCAGAUGCGGAUCUUCCCGAUGAGAACGAUGAAACGGAUGGCGUCAUUGUUCCUGAAACGUUAUGUCCUUUCGACGAGGAAGACCUAAUUAUUUUUAGAGAAAAUCUUCACGUCAUAGAAGAUGCAGACAAGUGGAAUAUACAGCCUUAG